AUGUUUUAUCGGCCGAGUCGAGUAUUGUUUUGUUGGUGGGUAGACGUCAGCGGCAACAAAAACGAGAGGAACAGCAGAAGGAGUUUUGAGGAAGAAAGGGAUUGGGAAGCGAAGGAAUGGAGAGGAACAGGAGGAGAAAGGCAGAAAGAUUUAGAAUUAGGAAGGGAGGAAAAGGAAAGCAUCGCGGGUACUGCACAAGAUGUUUUGGGAUCGGUGCAAAAAUUUUCAGAUGGUUCGUAA
This is a messenger RNA of Enterobius vermicularis (human pinworm), 240 nucleotides long. Lineage: Eukaryota; Metazoa; Nematoda; Chromadorea; Rhabditida; Oxyuridae. The record is from the annotation of a GenBank genome assembly.